Manis javanica (Malayan pangolin) is the source of this 1866-nucleotide messenger RNA. NCBI's taxonomy places the organism in Eukaryota, Metazoa, Chordata, Mammalia, Pholidota, Manidae. The record is from RefSeq and is a predicted model, not a curated record.
AUGCAUGAGGCUCAUUCUAACAGCCAGUGCAUAUUAGCACUCAAGAGACACCAGGAGGGAAGGAGUAAACUUGUAGGAGCCGGCAGAGUUUUUCUAAGUAAAGCUGGAAACCUGAUCCCCACGCCCUCUCUUCGGCUGGGGCCGGGUGCCUUGAUCCUAGAAAUAGCAACUGUGAAGGCAAAACGCACCGGCGCCUUUUGGUCGCCUAAAGGUAGUUUUCCUCCCCUAGCCGAAGCACGCAGAGCGCCGGAGCGUAUUAUUUUUAGGGUGGUGGGAGAUCAGCUGCUGCCUCCUAUCGGGUUUCUAAAUUACACAAACUGCUCUGAGCUGGGGCGGACUCGGCGACUCCGAGGCAGGAAACUGGGCAGAAGCCCCGAGCGCAGCGCCUCGGUCUGGAGACCCUCCCCACCCCCGCGCGGCCCAGCUUUCUGCAUCGGCGCGCAAACCUGGGGUGCGCGGCUCUCUACGCGCCCUUCGAUUAACCCCGCAAGGAAGCGAGCGGGUGGGGGGCUUCAUCACCUGGCCCCCCGAGCGGACCGGGGAAAUGAGGGGCUCGCUCCAAGCAGGGGAGCCCGCUGCCGGGCUGUGCGCUGCGUGCGAACAUCUCACGAGCGAGACAGGCUCCAGUCGGAUGCUCGCCCCAGCGACUCGGGAAUCCUGGCGGCUUCUCCGGACCGGCGAGCGCCGCGCUCCUUUGGGGCGACCCUUCCUCCAGCUCCCCGAAAGUGGGGCUUUGGUUCCCACGAGCAUUCCUCCCACCCCUGCUCCCGACCAGAGAGACGAUUAAUUCUCAAGGACAUAAUGUGUUUAAGAUACACUCAGCCCGCGGUCACUCCCCGCAGGACGCGAGCGGCGGAUUUUGCCCCAGCCGAGCCCUCUUCGAUUAACACUCGGUUUUCUCCGGGGUCGGGACUCAGUCAUCCCGAAACAACCAUGGUUUUCAGCAAGUGUCGUAAACUGAUGGAGGACGGGUGGCGGGCUGGGGCCUCCGAGGCUCCGCGCGCGACCCCCAGGGGCACCGCUCCGGGCCCGAACCCCCAGGCCCGGCGGCCUCUCGGCCUCUCCGACCCCGGGGGCAGGAAGCGACCCCCGCCGCGCUAGCCCCGGGGGGGGUCCCCAAGGGCGCCCCUCUCCGGGGAAGGUCGCUGCGCUCCCAGUGAGCGCCGGGCCUGGUCCAACCCCUGACGCUGGAACGCGCGGCCCCGGGAGGCCUGCGCUGCCCGUGGGGCGGCCCCGGGAGGGUCCCGAAGACCCGAGCCCUGAGGCCUUUGGAAGUUCAGCGGCUGCACCCCGGAGCUGGAGGCCACCACGCAGGCGCAGGGAGAAGAGCACGUGCUUCAAGAACCGGGAGCCGGGUACUGUGGGUGGAACCCGGACGACCCGGGCUGCCCCGGCAUCUGGGCAGAGAGAACUGGAAAUAGGGGGGCGCAAAUAACCCCCAGACACAGGCUGCAGCAAAUCAAGUAGACUUGGGUUUUUUGGGUUUUUUUGUUUUACUCUUUUUACUAAGUUCAUUUAUAAAGAUUCAAGUCACGGAAUUGUAGAAACUUAGGGAAUUAUGGAAAAGCAUGUGAGAACAAUGAAUCCCAAACCUAUAAAACUGCUGAAAAUAUAUUGUUAUAGUUUAACAAACAAAAAAGAACACUUUAGUGCAAUGAUUCAAAGUAUGGAUGCAGGAGCCCGCUGCUGUCAUAUCCCCACUUCUUACCUCAGAGAUUUUGGACAAGUCGCUCAGUCCUUCGUGUUGCAGUGUCUUUACCUGCUCAAUGGGACAAAUAAAAAAUACAUAUGUUUCAUAGGCCUCCCAUGAAGGUGUACAACAUAGUGAUGAGACGAUUAUAUACGUUAUGGAAAUGCUCACCACUG